GUCCGAUACGACCAAGAGACUCGGACAAAAAAGCCUAUAAUAACGUAUCCACCCUGCACAGAAAGUAAGAAGUGUUGGUGUGCAGUUUAUCACGGAGACUACUCGAUUGAUCCACGGUCGCCAUGGCCGAGGAACCACGCUAUUCAACUCAAGGAGCGUACGGAUUGAAGAAAUGUCACGAUUCGAAGAGCGCGAUAGUUGAUAUUAUAUUCGUCCACGGCCUAACAGGCAACCGAGAGACAACCUGGACGGAUAAAGACAGCAAAGUCUUCUGGCCCGAGACUCUUUUGCCCAGCGACAUUCCAGAUGCCCGAAUACUGACCUUUGGGUAUGAUGCCGACAUUGUACACUUUCUCGCAACGGCCUCGCAGAAUCGCAUCGGCAACCACGCACAAAAUUUCAUCAAUGUGCUUUCGCAGCUUCGGGAGAAGAGUGAGACUAAUGAUCGUCCAAUAAUAUUUGUGGCACAUAGCCUCGGAGGCCUCGUGGUUGAAAAUGCACUCCUGUCCUCAAAGAACAGCGCCGAACGACACCUCCAGCAGAUAGUCGAAUGCACCGUCGGUAUUACGUUCUUGGGGACACCACAUUGCGGAUCGGAUCUGGCAAAUUGGGCCAAAAUAUUUGGAAGAGUAAUCACAAUGUUCAAGAGAACUAACACACGUCUGCUGGAGACACUGAGCCCGGAUUCCGAAGUCCUCGCUUGGAUUCAAAAAGACUUCCACACGAUGCUGCGAUCGCGUCAGGAGGAGGGAAAGGAACCACCAAAGAUAACGUGCUUCUACGAAGAGUUGCCUAUUCACGGCAUUGGCGAGAUCGUUCCGAUGCACUCGGCCAUCCUGCCUUCGUACAAUUCCAUCGGAAUCCACAAGAACCACAUGGACAUGGCCAAGUUUUCUGAGGCAGAAGACCCUGGAUAUCUGGCGGUUUCUAUCGAGAUUUGGCGAUGGGUGAAGGACAUAAAGACACAGCGCCAGCUUAUCGAGUCGCACCAAAGCCCCGAUGUCGAGGCGUUGAACAGGCAGCAAUACUACCCACAAUACCCAGUCGGUGCGAACCCCCUGCACCAGGGCCAGCAAGCGCUCCCUGCAAACACAGAGAGGGGAAUUCCCACAUUCGAGGCCUACAUGGCCCAGUUUGGGCGGGGAUUUUGCCAACCAGGGUACAGUCAACCAGUUUUUCAGGGAGGCAACACCAUUUCCGGACAGGCUGGUUCUGGGCAUGGGAGGGUUGUGCAGGGCAACAACAUCAGAGCAGAUAGGGAUGUGACCUUCUCGUAGCUUCUUCACCCUUGGCUUCUUGCAGAUUGCACGUUCUCGCUCAACCGAAAUUGUUCACUGACGCAGGAUGGGCCUACGAAAAUGACAUUGGCGGCGCGUUGUUCGCAUUAGUGGAAUCCUAAUACUGACUAUUGCCGACUCCG
Aspergillus calidoustus is the source of this 1420-nucleotide messenger RNA. NCBI's taxonomy places the organism in Eukaryota, Fungi, Ascomycota, Eurotiomycetes, Eurotiales, Aspergillaceae. The record is from the annotation of a GenBank genome assembly.